AUGAAUCGUGUGCUGUUUUUUCUUCACUUGGUGUUGAGCAUCGUUUGUGUGGGUGCUGUGGCUGGUGUGGAGCCAUCAGAGAGUGCUGUUGAAGAGCAAGAUCCCAGAGAACGUGCUCUUGGACAGCCUGCUGCUCUUGGUGAAGGUCAUGGUAGAGCUCUCGGUGCUUCGGGUGAGGCUCUGGCUCGUGGUGCUGCAGAGGCAAAGCCAGGAUUGGAAGCCCCAAAAGGCCAUGAUAAUGGUCAUGUCGUAAGUGUACCUGGUGGUGGUAGUCUUCUUCCUGAAAAGGAGCAGAAAGGGCAAAACGUGGAUUUGCAGGGCCCCAAGGUGGAGAUGGAGCAAGAAAUGAACGAGAAAAAAAGGACUACUAGACCUCAAGAAGUAACAGUGGAGGCAGACAGUGAUCAUAAAGAAGCACAAAGGCCGGGUAAUCACGCACAACUGUCUGAUUCUGAACUCACUUCACCCCCAACUGUAACUUCAGAAGAUGUCCCACCUGCACCGCGUCCUGUAGAUCAGGCAAGUGGUGGUGGAACAUUGUCUAGGCAGAGUACGAGUGGUGGUGGUCAUGCACAGGAUAACAGUGAGCAGAUAGAUAAUGUUCACGUGAGAGGCACGCAGAUCAGCAAUGGUGGACAGAAUGAGGGAAAUCGAGAUAAAUCACAAUCCCCUUCUUCUAAUCAGCCAGGUACCGGUGAUUCUGAGACUCAGGAUAACCAUUCUCAACAGGUACAGACGCCCACCACACAGGACUCUCAACCACAAGGCGGUACAGGUGAAAGCAAUAACUCAGAGACCCCGAACUCCGAAACUAACAAUACACCCAGUAAUGAUGAGGAAUCAACCACCACCACCACCACAACAACAACACUUCCUCCUGAACCCACAAACAACAAGAAGGGUGAUGCAGACAGCAGCAGUAUCAGUUCUGUGUGGGUACGUGUGCCACUACUAAUUGUGGCUAUGUUGUUCUCCGCUACUGUGUACUGA
Messenger RNA from Trypanosoma theileri, 990 nucleotides. RefSeq lists its product as uncharacterized. The record is from RefSeq and is a predicted model, not a curated record. Bases 1 to 990 code for a protein of 329 amino acids. Lineage: Eukaryota; Euglenozoa; Kinetoplastea; Trypanosomatida; Trypanosomatidae. The transcript has a single exon.